Messenger RNA from Epinephelus lanceolatus (giant grouper), 5926 nucleotides. It is a transcript of the gene rapgef2b, whose product is annotated as Rap guanine nucleotide exchange factor 2b. NCBI's taxonomy places the organism in Eukaryota, Metazoa, Chordata, Actinopteri, Perciformes, Serranidae. Gene Ontology annotation, molecular function: protein binding; guanyl-nucleotide exchange factor activity. Gene Ontology annotation, biological process: small GTPase-mediated signal transduction. The record is from RefSeq and is a predicted model, not a curated record.
GCUGUGUCAGUCACCAUGGUGGCAUACAACAGAGCACAGCGGCGGCGGACCUAUCUCCACUUUUAGACCUAUUAAAAAUGUUAAUAUACUGAAUUUCCUCAGUGAGUGUACUCGGCUCUACCUCUCAUAAUGGACGCCAGGUUGUUGUUGACGGGAUAGCCGUUAGCCGCUAGCUUACUUUUUUGUGUUUGCUGGGCUCCUGCAUGUAAUUUCUUUCCGUCGCUAGCAGAAUGCUGAAGAGACAAGGAAUGGCUUUGAUGAACGCUGCCUUGAAUAAAGGGACAUUUUUCACCAUAAAGAAAUAACUCCGACGAGACAGUUUGAGCCAAGCUUUUUACAAGAAGUUUCCUCUCGGCGGGACCCGGUGGUUGGCAGCCGGUUUCGGGCUCGGGCAACAGAAAGACUGACACCCCCGAGGAGACUGCUCGGCUGUCUGGCUCCAGUCGUGGCCUGGCUCCGGGCACUCCCAGCUUAUCCGCUAGCAUCGGACCACAGGCGACAAGAAUAAAGCAAGACACCAAGGGGGGCUUCUUUUGUUUAUAUCCGUGGAGCUGGAUAUUCUUAACAUUAAUUUAGGAUAAGGAAUUCAGUAUCCUUCAGACGGCGUUUUCCAAAACAAUGGCGUCUUAUGUGGAUAACAGCUUUCGGCAGGCUGUGAUGAUGAAUCCGGCUGAAAGGACGCAACAGGACCUGGAGAUUGUCUACUCGUAUCUCCAUGGGAUGGAGGCCUUGUCGAACCUGCGAGAGCACCAGCUGAGGAUAAUGUGCGAGACUGUGCGUUACGAGAGACAUGAGGCCAAUGAAGUGCUCUACUAUCCUGACGACAUCGGAAGCUGCUGGUACAUCCUGUUGUCCGGCUCCGUCUUCAUCAAGGAGUCCAUGUUCCUGCCCAGAAGCAGUUUUGGGAAGCGAUCAGCAGGCAGCCUGCGACGUGGAUGUGAGUGCAUCGUCCUGGAACCCUCAGAGAUGAUUGUGGUGGACUAUAUGGAUGAAAAUGAGGAGUACUUUCAGCGACAAGCCUCACACAGACAGUCCCGUCGGCGCUUUCGGAAGAUCAACCAGAAAGGGGAGAGGCAGACAAUCAUCGACACCGUGGAUCCGUACCCCACCGGAAAGCCACCCAUAGCACGGGGAUACCACACGGAAUGCAAUAAACCUCAGCUCCCCGCAGACUUCAGCAGACUUCACCUGGCCGACGGCUUGCACCCACAGGUGACCCACGUCUCCUCCAGCCACUCAGGAUGUAGUAUCACCAGCGACUCUGGAAGCAGCAGCCUGUCAGACAUUUAUCAGGCCACAGAAAACGAACCAGGUGACAUGGACCUGAGCGGCUUGCCAGAGACCGCCGUUGACUCCGAGGAGGACGACGAUGAGGAGGACAUCGAGCGAGCGUCGGACCCCCUCAUGAGCCGGGACAUCGUGCGGGACUGCCUGGAGAAGGACCCCAUGGACAGGACCGACGACGACAUAGAGCAAUUACUGGAGUUCAUGCAUCAACUGCCAGCAUUUGCCAACAUGACCAUGUCAGUGAGGAGGGAACUCUGUGCCGUCAUGGUCUUCGCUGUGGUCGAACGCGCCGGCACCAUCGUUCUCAAUGAUGGAGAGGAGCUGGACUCGUGGUCGGUGAUCCUGAAUGGUUCGGUGGAGGUGACGUACCCCGAGGGCCGGACAGAGAUCCUGUGCAUGGGGAACAGUUUUGGCGUGUCACCAACCAUGGAGAAGGAAUACAUGAAGGGCGUGAUGAAGACCAAGGUGGACGACUGCCAGUUCGUGUGUAUAGCCCAGCAGGACUACUGCUGCAUCCUCAACCAGGUGGAGAAGAACAUGCAGAAGGUGGAGGAGGAAGGGGAGAUCGUUAUGGUGAAGGAACACCGUGAACUGGACCGCACCGGUACCAGGAAAGGACACAUCGUCAUCAAGGGGACACCGGAGCGUCUCACCAUGCACCUGGUGGAGGAACACUCAGUGGUGGAACCCACCUACAUCGAGGACUUCCUGUUGACAUACAGGACCUUCCUCUCCAGCCCCAUGGUCGUGGGCAAGAAGCUUCUGGAGUGGUUCCACGACCCCAGUCUCAGGGACAAGGUUACACGGGUAGUCUUGCUGUGGGUAAACAAUCACUUCAAUGACUUUGAGGGUGACCCUGCCAUGACUCACUUUCUGGAGGAGUUUGAAAACAAUCUGGAGAAAGAAAAAAUGUGUGGGCACCUCAGACUGUUAAAUAUAGCGUGUGCUGCUAAAGCCAAGCCGCGGAUGGUGACGCUGACCAAGCCGUCCAGGGACUCUCCUCUGGCCUUCAGCCUCCUCGGAGGUCAGGAGAAAGGUUUUCGCAUCUUCAUUGAUGCCGUGGAGCCUGGGAGCAAGGCAGCAGAAGUCGGCCUUAAGCGUGGAGAUCAGAUCUUGGAGGUCAAUGGGCAGAACUUUGAGAAUGUCCAGCUCAGCAAAGCCAACGAGAUUCUGAAGAACAACACCCACUUGUCCAUAACUGUGAAAACAAAUCUUUUAGUGUUUAAAGAGCUGCUAACAAGGCCAGAGCACGACCACGACUUGGACGGUGAGGAAGAACAUGACCGAAAGAACGGCGCACCCCACCUUCCAAAGAUCGGCGACAUCAAGAAGGCCAGCCGCUACUCCAUCCCCGACCUGGCGGUGGACGUGGAGCAGGUGAUGGGCCUGGAGAAGGUCAGCAAGAAAGCGAAGACCAACACAGUGGGAGGACGCAACAAGCUGAAGAAGAUCUUCGACAAGACGCUCACCAGCAUCCUGCCUCCUAAACCAUACAAUGACGUUUGCGUGGGCCAAUCGCAGGACGACAGCAUUGUGGGGAUGAAGCAGUCCAAACAGAUCGCACCAGCUCUGCCCGUUAGUGGGAACCUCUCGUCGUCAAACCCGGACCUCCUGCAGUCUCACCACCGCAUCCUCGACUUCAACAACCAGCCUGUCCCAGUCAUACUGAAUAUGUCGGACCAGGUAUUACGAGUCUUCAAAGCAGACCAGCAGUCUCGAUACAUCAUGAUCGGGAAGGACACGACGGCCAAGGAGGUGGUGGCUCAAGCUAUCAGGGAGUUUGCCCUGACUGCUGCACCAGAAGCUUAUUCUCUGUGUGAAGUAUCCGUCACGCCAGAAGGCGUCAUCAAACAGAGGCGGUUACCAGAUCAGCUGUCUAAACUAGCCGACAGGAUUCAACUGAGUGGCAGAUACUACCUAAAGAGCAACAUGGAGACCGAGACGUUAUGUUCAGACGAGGACGCUCAGGACCUCUUGCGAGAGGGCCAGAUCUCUUUGUUACAGCUCAGCACGGUGGAGGUCGCCACUCAGCUCUCCAUGCGGGCCUUUGAACUCUUCUGCGCCAUCGAGCCCACCGAAUACAUCGACGAUCUCUUCAAGCUGCGCUCCAAGACGGGCUCGGCCAGCCUGAAGCGCUUUGAGGAGGCCAUCAACCACGAGACCUUCUGGGUGGCCACGGAGGUGACGCGGGAGCCCAACCAGCUCAAACGCAUGAAGACUGUCAAGCACUUCAUCAAGAUCGCGCUGCACUGCCGCGAGUGCAAGAACUUCAACUCCAUGUUCGCCAUCAUCAGUGGUCUGAACCUGGCUCCAGUCUCCAGACUGAGGGGAACAUGGGAGAAGCUACCUAGCAAGUACGAGAAGCUGUUCGGGGACCUGCAGGACCUCUUCGACCCCUCUAGGAAUAUGGCCAAGUACAGGAAUGUCCUCAACAAUCAGAACCUCCAGCCACCAAUCAUCCCCCUGUUCCCCGUCAUCAAGAAGGACCUCACCUUCCUACAUGAAGGCAACGACUCUAAGGUGGACGGCCUGGUCAACUUUGAAAAGCUGAGGAUGAUUGCCAAAGAAAUUCGCCAUGUUGGUCGCAUGGCCUCCGUUAACAUGGACCCAGCCCUGAUGUUCCGGACCAGGAAGAAGAAGUGGAGAAGUUUAGGGUCUCUAAGCCAGGGCAGUGCCAAUGCGGCGGUGCUCGAUGUCACCCAGACAGGCGGGCACAAGAAGAGGGUGCGACGCAGCUCCUUCCUGAACGCCAAAAAGCUUUACGAGGACGCCCAGAUGGCCAGGAAGGUCAAACAGUACCUUUCCAACCUCAGUCUAGAAACAAACGAGGAGAGUCUGCAGACGCUCUCGCUGCAGUGUGAACCCUCCAUCAGCACAUUGCCCAAGAAUGCCGGUGGGAAACGACCAGACACCUCCCCGGUCGUGUCCAGAGCUGCCAGCCAACAGAGGGGCCAGUUGGCCAAAGGUAACCAGGCCCUCCAGGUCCCCGCCGUGGCCCUGUACCCAUCUCGAAAGAAAGUGCCAGUCAAGGACCUGCCGCCUUUCGGCACCAGUUCCCCUCAGUCUCUGAAGAAGAUCCUGUCUCUGUCAGAGGAGGGGAACGAAAGGCACCGGAGGCAGCCAGAGGACACUGUGUCCAACGCCUCCUCCCAGCUCUCCUCCCCUCCCACCUCCCCCCAGAGCUCACCCAAGAAGGGUUACAAUAGAAUGGGAGACGCCUACUCGGACUCCGGUCACAGUGAGAUCUCCUCGCGCUCCAGCCUCGUCAGUAACUCCUCUUUCGACAUGGCCCAGGAGGAGAGGAGACUGCGUCACUCUGGAGGAGUCGGGGAAUCUCACAUCGGAGGACAGCGGCUAGAACGAAGAGCCACAACCGACCCCGACCAGUACAGCCUCGGGUCAUAUUCGUCGAUGCAGGACUGCCGGGGCAUUUACACCGGCUGCCCUACAGUGCUCUCCUCACCCAGCUCAGAGGAGCUGACUCAGGAUCAGGGCGAUCGCGUUUCCCUUGAUGCUGCAGACAGCGGCCGCGGCUCCUGGACUUCCUGCUCCUCUGGAUCCCACGACAACAUCCAGACCAUGCAGCAGGGACGCAGCUGGGAGACUCUGGCAUUCGGUGGAGGCGGAGGCGGAGGAGUCAUCGGAGGGCUCCCUCCUGGUGGACCUGAGGCCUUAUUAGGGGGGCCCGCUGCACUGUGGGCAGCCCAGGCCAGGGGGAGCUGGGCGUCCGCAAGCUCCUCCUCAUCCUCAGCUGCGUACUGGGGAGAGGACUCUGAGGGAGACACUGGCACCAUUAAGAGGAGAGGAGGGAAGGACGUCAACGCCGACCCAGAAACAAGUAGCAUCACAUCCACCGGGUCAGAGGAGGCCAAGCAGCUCAGCCGGCCCUCCCCAUCACCCAUCACCGCCGGGGCACGGAAAGAAAGCCGUUAUCGUGAGCCUCCCCCGACUCCCCCCGGCUACACUGCCCUGACCAUCUCCGACCUCGCUGAAGGGCAGCAUCCGGCCCCGUCUGUUCCCACGUCCACAGCGACCCACUCAGGCCGCCGGCCACCCGACUACACCACAGCUCUGCAGCGCUCACGCAUGGUCACCCAGUCGCCCGACUCCCAGGGGGCCAAACAGCGGGCGGGCGGCCUCCACCGCACGCGCUCACCGGCCGAGGAGCAAGAGGCGGAAGAGGAAGAGGAGGGUGAGUCCUUGUCUUCCAAACUAAUCGCUCUGAGGAAGCCAAAGCCAGUGGCACAGCAUACACCUGAGACUCCCAGACCAUGAGAGUGUGUGUACGGGGGUUAACAGGCAGGGCCCCUCUCCCCAAGGCAGAGGAUGAACAGGUGUCAGCGGUCUGAGGGACAACAGUGGACGUCCUUUCGCAGUAACUUGAAGUCCCCCUGGUUUGGGGUGGGCAGGAUUAAAGAGACUGACAGACAGAAAGACAGACCAAUGGACUCAUCAUCAGUUACGUAUGUGCCUGCCUCCUCCACUUGGCUCUCCCUCCUGAUUGGUGGAUUCCUCUGCUCGUCUCCCUCCCCUGCCUUAAAGCAUCAUAGGGGGUUGAAUGACCCUGCAUGCAAAAAAAAUACUGUGAAGAAGAGAUGGAGAGAAGGUCAAAGACAAUGACACAACGCCUGGCACUUUG